AAACAUGUACACAUGAAUUUUCCCUUUUUUAGAUUCUUGGUACAAUGGAUUACAUUAUGAUGGAUGUUUAUUACUCCAUAUGUGAUUUAGACAAUACAUCUCUCAACCUCACUCAAGGCUAGUGAGAAAUACAUAUGGAUAAACUAUAAAAUAGGGAGUAUUUAAUUAUGCAUAAACAUGGACCUAACUCUGUGGUUUAGUUCAGUACAAUCCAAAUGGAUAAGGAUUAUCUAUUAGAUUAUAUUUAAACCUACUGAAUAUUCAUAUUAGGAAGUCGAAACAGCUGUUCAAUUUCCAACCAAAUUGGACCAAUUGACUUGUAUCAAGAACAUCCAUUCCUCUCUAUCAAAUUACCAGAAAUACAACAUUGAAAGUUGAGUAACGUAACCUUCUCUUCAUCGUCUGGAUCGUUUAAAUAUUUCCGGGGCCUUUAUCCAAAUCGCUUUGUCUAAUCCAAUUACCGUUGAAAGUUUUUCGUGAUUUCCUCUUUCAGUUCGGUAGAAUUCAAAAUCUUCAUCCGCAUCAAAACAUUAAAACGCAAUCGAUUACUUAAAUCGGUUAAAUUCCUGUAAAAUCACCUGUUUGCCGCUCCAGUUUCUGAAUAAUACAGUUUCUUCUUCAUCGAUCCUUCGUUACAAUUCGAAAGCAGUGCUUCAAACAUAUAGAUCGAAAAUGUCAGGUACAGGGAAGGGCGGGAGCAGCACUUGUUCAGAAGACGAAGGGAGGAUCGAGGAAGAAAAGAGAAGGAAGAGAAUGAUUUCGAACCGGGAAGCCGCGAGGAGGUCAAGGAUGAAGAAGCAGAAGCUCGUGGCGGACGUGACGGCGGAAAUCGGCAGAUUAGAGGCGGCGAACAGUGAGAUUGCGGUUCAGAUAGAUGAGAUGAACGAAAGGUAUGCGGUUGUAGCUGGCCAGAACAGUGUUCUGAGAGCUCAGGAGUUGGAGUUGGGUGAAAGGCUGAAGUGUUUGAAUGAAGUGAUCAAUCAGACGAGCGAGAAUACGGAUAUGGAAGUGGGAAUUCGUGAUGAUAAUGGUGGUGAUGUUGCCAGCCGUUUGCUGAAGCGGCCAUGGCAGAUACGGUUCCCAAUUCUUCCCAUUCACGCGGCUUCUUCCGGUUUGUUCAAGUUUUGAAAUUGUUGUUUCAGAUCAUCACUCGUCACCCUGUUAUGAGCGAGCCUACACGGUUGAUAAACUUGAUUUAUAGCGUUUUAUCAGAGCAGCCAUUUGUUAUUAUGUGAAUGAUUAUUUUCAGGACAAUUUGAGUUUGCAUCUCAUUUUAUCGUCCAAAUUAGACUUUGUGUUCCGCACACAAUUCCAUUUGAAAAGAUAAAAAUGCCUCAGGAAUGUGUUUAAGACCAACAUAAAUGUUAAUGAAGAGCAUUUUUGUCUUUUCAUACAGGGUUGGGGAGCAAAUACAAAGGUUUUCAAAAACGAGGUGCAAGUGCUAAUUUGGACAACAAAAUGGGGUGCGAACUCAAAUUGCCCCUUAUUUUCAAAUAAUAAAUGCCUUUUAUUAUGGGGCCGAUUUUAAUCUUUUUUAGUUGCAACGUUUUCAUUUCAAGUUUAUCAGCACACAAUUUGAAAAAAUUUAAAAAGACAAAAUUUAAAAAGAUAUUCAAAAUUUGAAUUUUUAAUACAUUAAUAAAUAAAAUAUAGUUGAAAUAUAGCAUAUAAAUCAUACUACCCAAUCAGAUAGCAUUGAGGCAUGAGGAGAGAAUAUGAUUAUUAAGAAGAGGUAAUUUGAGUUUACACCUCAUUUAUUGUCCAAAUUAGACUUUGCAUCACGUUUUAAAAAAAAUUGUUUUUGCACCCUAACUUCAU
Molecule: messenger RNA, 1818 nt
Organism: Cuscuta epithymum
Lineage: Eukaryota; Viridiplantae; Streptophyta; Magnoliopsida; Solanales; Convolvulaceae
Source: the annotation of a GenBank genome assembly